This is a messenger RNA of Penicillium odoratum, 594 nucleotides long. RefSeq lists its product as uncharacterized. The transcript has a single exon. The coding region runs from base 1 to 594 and encodes 197 amino acids. The record is from RefSeq and is a predicted model, not a curated record. Lineage: Eukaryota; Fungi; Ascomycota; Eurotiomycetes; Eurotiales; Aspergillaceae.
AUGACAGCUCAACUUAAAGCUCACAUCGACGAAAUCGGCAAUUGCUCCCUGAGCGAUACCAUCCAAGCCAUCGCAGACCUUCUUCCAGGUCUUACAGGAUACGUAUCCCCAACCUGCCAAUACGUGAUUACUCACCAAGACUACUCAGGCGAUGCACCUUUAAAUGAUUUGGGAGGAAUCUUUCUAAAGUGCGCUAAACGCUGUACGAACGAGAACGCUUCAUUCCAAACCCGCCUUCUCCACCACUCACUUGAGAAACCCAUCGAGGAGCUAUUCAUCAAUCUCUACAACUUCGCCAAAGCGGGAAUUGAAAUUGGUCUGAUCAAACGCGAGCCUCUUGAUGAAGAGCAGGCUGCAGUAUGUGCUUGCUGUCGUGGAGACCCGGAUGCCGUUAUCCUCCUAGGAUUCCAUCAGGGCAAAGCUUUUUACUACAUGGAGAAGGAGUUUCGUGAUAAUUGGGGAGAUGCUGCGGAGUCUGCUUGGUCUACUUCUUGGAAUGAAGAGACGGAUGAGCCUGUACAUCGUUUGAUGGCUUCGAAAGCACAGGUUGAAGAGGCUUUGGCGCGCACUGACGUGGUGGUGGCUAGACUCUAA